This is a messenger RNA of Cavia porcellus (domestic guinea pig), 4649 nucleotides long. It is a transcript of the gene Trak1, whose product is annotated as trafficking kinesin protein 1. Lineage: Eukaryota; Metazoa; Chordata; Mammalia; Rodentia; Caviidae. The record is from RefSeq and is a predicted model, not a curated record. Gene Ontology annotation, molecular function: GABA receptor binding; myosin binding. The coding region runs from base 508 to 3153 and encodes 881 amino acids. Gene Ontology annotation, biological process: mitochondrion distribution; protein targeting; neurogenesis. The transcript has 16 exons. Gene Ontology annotation, cellular component: dendrite; mitochondrion; cytoplasmic vesicle.
GCCACCCCUGCAGACACCCCACACCUCCUGGGGAUCGUCUGCCUGCCUGUCCCGGACUCCGGCAGCGGGGCCCCCGAUGGCAGUGGGCACCUCCCCCUGAAACCUGCCAAACUGGACGCCACAGCUCUGCACGACGACACUUCAGCCAGCUCCGUGCCCACUUCGGAGGUGUGUGGCUAUGCGGUCCUAGCCUGCAGCCCGGGCAUCCCCGAGGAACACUACGUGAGCGAGGCUGUGGAUGAUGCAGCCGACUGCAGAGGGUACCGAGAUGCCUGCACCAUUACUGACGUGUGCAACAGCACCAACCUUCCCGAGGUGGAGAUCAUCAGCCUGCUGGAGGAGCAGCUGCCUCAUUACAAGCUGAGAGCCGACACCAUCUAUGGCUACGACCACGAUGACUGGCUGCACACGCCCCUCGUCUCCCCAGAUGCCAGCAUUGACCUCACCUCUGAACAAAUCGAGGAGACGCUGAAAUACUUCCUUCUCUGUGCUGAGAGAGUUGGCCAGAUGACUAAGACGUACAAUGACAUAGAUGCUGUCACUCGGCUUCUUGAGGAGAAAGAGCGGGACCUGGAGCUGGCUGCACGCAUCGGUCAGUCACUGCUGAAAAAGAACAAGGCCCUCAGCGAGCGGAACGAGCUACUCGAGGAGCAGGUGGAGCACAUCCGGGAGGAGGUCUCCCAGCUCCGCCAUGAGCUGUCCAUGAAGGACGAGCUGCUGCAGUUCUACACGAGCGCGGCGGAGGAGAGCGAGCCCGAGUCCGUCUGCUCUACCCCGCUGAAGAGGAACGAGUCAUCCUCCUCUGUGCAAAAUUACUUCCAUCUGGAUUCCCUUCAGAAAAAGCUAAAGGACCUUGAGGAGGAAAACGUGGUCCUGCGGUCCGAGGCCUGCCAGCUGAAGACAGAGACCAUCACCUACGAGGAGAAGGAGCAGCAGCUGGUCAACGACUGCGUGAAGGAGCUCAGGGAUGCCAACGUGCAGAUUGCUAGCAUCUCGGAGGAGCUGGCCAAGAAGACAGAGGAUGCCGCUCGCCAGCAGGAGGAGAUCACACACCUGCUCUCACAGAUUGUGGACCUGCAGAAGAAGGCAAAAGCUUGCGCAGUGGAGAACGAGGAGCUUGUCCAGCACCUGGGGGCUGCGAAGGACGCCCAGCGGCAGCUCACAGCUGAGCUGCGUGAGCUGGAGGACAAGUACGCGGAGUGCAUGGAGAUGCUGCAUGAGGCCCAGGAGGAGCUGAAGAACCUGCGGAACAGGACCGUGCCCAGCACCACGGCCCGGCGCUACCACUCACUGGGCCUCUUUCCCAUGGACUCCCUGGCGGCAGAGAUCGAGGGGACCAUGCGCAAGGAGCUGCAGCUAGAAGAGCCUGAAUCUCCAGACAUCGCGCACCAGAAGCGUGUCUUCGAGACCGUGCGGAACAUCAACCAGGUGGUCAAGCAGAGGUCAUUGACCCCCUCGCCCAUGAACAUCCCGGGCUCCAACCAGUCCUCAGCCAUGAACUCCCUGCUGUCCAGCUGCGUCAGCACCCCCCGGUCCAGCUUCUACGGCAGCGAUGUGGGCAACAUUGUCCUGGACAACAAGACCAACACCAUCAUCCUGGAAAGCGAGGCAGCCGACCUGGAGGUGCCCAACGAGCACACGAAGAAGCCAGGCACACCAGGCACUCCGGGUACCCACGACCUGGAGACAGCGCUGAGGCGGCUGUCGCUGCGUCGGGAGAACUACCUGUCGGAGAGGAGGUUCUUCGAGGAGGAGCAGGAGCGGAAGCUGCAGGAGCUGGCCGAGAAGGGCGAGCUGCGGAGCGGCUCCCUCACGCCCACCGAGAGCAUUCUGUCUCUGGGCACCCGCUCACGCUUCUCGGAGCUCACUGGCUUCUCGGGCAUGUCCUUCAGCAGCCGCUCCUACCUGCCAGAGAAGCUGCAGAUCGUGAAGCCGCUGGAAGGUUCUGCCACCCUCCACCACUGGCAGCAGCUGGCCCAGCCUCACCUUGGGGGCAUCCUCGACCCCCGGCCUGGUGUGGUCACCAAAGGCUUCCGGACACUGGAUGUUGACCUGGACGAAGUGUACUGCCUUAACGACUUAGAGGAAGAUGACACAGGUGACCACAUUCCCCUCCCGGGCCUAGCUACCUCCACACCAGUGCAGCACCCAGAGACCUCAGGUGAGAGGUCCCAGGCACACUCGACUGUCCCAAGCAGCAGGAGCUCCCCUGAGGAGAUGCAGAAGCCACCUGCGGCCAUGGAGGAGGAGGAGGGGUCUGCGAACCACCCCGGGAAGUGCAUGUCCCAGACCAACUCCACUUUCACCUUCACCACCUGUCGCAUCCUGCACCCCUCCGAUGAGCUCACACGGGUCACACCAAGCCUUAACUCAGCCCCGACUCCGGCUUGUGGCAGUGUUGGACACCUGAAGGCCACACCCGUGGCAACACCAUGCACCCCAAGGAGGCUGAGCCUGGCCGAGUCCUUCACCAAUGCCCGCGACUCCACGACCACCAUGAGCACGUCGCUGGGGCUGGUGAGGCUGCUAAAGGAGCACGGCAUCUCGGCUGCUGUGUACAACCCCCAGAGCUGGGACCGCGCAGCGCGAGGCGCCCUACUGCAUGCCUACACCCCCCGCAUGGCCGUGAUCCCCUCCACUCCGCCCAACUCGCCCACUCGGACGCCCACUGGCUCCCUGCCCACCUUCGAGUUCAAGUGCACCAGCCCCCCAUACGACACCUUCCUGGCGUCUAAGCCGGCCAGCUCCAUCCUGCGGGAGGUGCGAGAGAAGAAGGGCGUGCGCAGCAGCGAGAGCCAGACUGAUGUGUCUGUCGGCAGCCUCAACCUCGUGGACAAGGUCCGGCGCUUUGGGGUGGCCCGGGCUGUGAGCGCAGGACGGGCCCAGGGCCCCACCCAGACUGAGGACCAGGGACCCCUGCUCUGCGUGCCUCCCGGAGUACCCGGGGGCCUGGUCCCUGAGGGCCUGCAGCUGGGCUGCCCAGCCACCACUGUCACCAGCGCCGUGGGCGGGCUACAGCUGCCGGGUGGCAUCCGCAGGAACCGAAGUUUCCCCACCAUGGUGGGCUCCAGCAUGCAGAUGAAAGCGCCCGGGACGCUGGCCCCGGGGAUCUUGAUGGGUGCUAAGCUCCCCGCGCAGACUGGCUUGCGGUGAGGGCCGAGGCAGUGUGCCUGCUGGGCACUACCCCUUCCUGUCCUCUCGGGGUGACGGGCAGUGCCCCUGCCUGGGCGUUAGGGCUGGCACACAGCACACAGAGAUCCCAUGUGCACCCAGCCCAGCCUGUCCUGCCGCCCACAGGAAGUGCCCUAUGCCUGUCCAUGGCGUCACCUGUGUAGUGGGGGACGUGGGGUCCUUCCUUCCUGUUCCUUCUGAGAAGCACUGAUGCUCCCAUGGUGCUCUUAUCCUGUGGAUAGGAGACCAGUGAGUGCUACACCCUCUGCUCGCGUCACACCACGAGCUGUCAGGUGUCCCCUCGCCCGCCCAAAAGAGCUAGAUGGAGCCUGGGCCACCUUCAUGAGUUCCACCGCAGCAUUUCCGGGUGAUCGGAGCUUUCUUGUCUCUGGUGGCGGCUCCGUGCCUGCGAGGCCUCCUCUGCCUUGAGGGGAGCCUGUUCCUCCCGGCCUGGGCCUUUUCCCUCCACGCCUCGGACAUGAGGUGGUCAGCCGGGGGCCACACUCCAGCCUGAGGGAGAACAGGCGUCCCGGCCUGUGGCUGCUGUGCCUCCCGCGGUCCCCGCACAGAUCCUUUUCCCUUGCCAAGUGUAGGGAGGCGAGGGCACCGGCGACUCUGUCUCUGUGGUUCUGGGACGUGGGCCCGCAAGUCACCAGUGAGGUGGCACACGAGAGUGGAGGCCAGACCCAGGCAGCGUUAGUAGGAGGGGUGGCUGAGCCAUGACCCAAAGGCAGCAAAAGGUGAGAGCGAUGCCCUGACCACAGUAUGCUGGCUGAGCCGGCGCCCCGUCCUGCAUGCGGGCCAGCUGUGUCUGCACUCCCCAGGCCUCUGUCCCUGCAUCAUCUGUGGGAACAGUAUGGUGCUGGGGAAGGCUCCGUGGCUCAUGUCCCGCCAGCACCGCCGAGGCCUGGGAUGGUUAUUUAUUUUGUGUGCCCUGACCUCAACCCCGCCCUGCGGUUAUUUAUUUCCUUCCACCUCAGGCCGCCCCCCCCCUCAGGUGGUCACAAGGCCAUAAAAUGGUCAUUCUGCACCCGCCACCCAGCAGAGGUGUGUCCUUUGCCCGCACGAGGGUCACACAUCAGCAAGGGAAAGGCGAGGGCCCACCCCAGGGGCCAGCUGCAGUCCUGGUCCAGACUAUUUAUUCCCUGCCCUACAAGCGCCCGCCGAGGCCGUGUGCCCGCCACAGGUAACUUACCUCUUCGGAGCUGAAUGUAUGUUAAGUGUCAGGGAGAAAAAUGGGAACAGAAGACUGGUGGACUGAGUGGAUCACUCUGCGUGUCAGAGAGGAGCCGCCCACCGCCGCAGAAAACCACUGUAAACCCAGCAAUCCAGAGGCUGCAGGAUUUAGCAUAGUAAAUAUAUAAACAGUCAGCAUUGUGCAGCCAGUACCGGAAGUGUGUUCAAAUGCAUCAAACAGCAACAAUACAGUUUUAUUCGCUAACGAAUAUCAAUAAAGUAAGUUCAGAUGAUGGAAACCA